AUGGUCCGCUCACUCGUCCCGGGCAUCUACGCCCCGACACAGACCUUCUUUACGUCCACCACCGGUUUAGAUUCGAGUGAAGCGCCCAAUGCUCUCGACGCCGCCACGAUUGCUAAGCACGCCGUCCGUCUCGUCCGCGCAGGCUGCACGGGCCUCGUCUGCAACGGCUCCAAUGGCGAGGCCGCCCUGCUCGAUGGCGACGAGCGCGCCGACGUCGUCGCGAUUACACGGCGGGCUCUGGACGCCGCCGGGUUUGCGUCUGUGCCCAUCAUUGCCGGCACGUCGGCCAACUCCGUCCGCGGCACCCUCCGUCUCUGCAGCGAUGCCGCCACGGCCGGCGCCGACGCCGUCCUGAUCCUGUCGCCCGCGUUCGUCGGCGGUGGCAGCGGCGGCAUGGGCCCCGCAGGCAUUGAGCGGUUCUUUGCGCUCGUGGCCGACGCCAGCCCGCUGCCGGUCGUGCUGUACAACUACCCGGCGGCGGCGGGCGGGUUCGACCUGGACUCGGAUGCGCUGGUGCGGCUGGCGCAACACAAAAACAUUGUCGGCACCAAGUUUACGUGCGGCAGCGUGGGGAAGAUGGCGCGGGUCAUCAGCGACAUCCCGGCCACCGUGUCCGACGUGUCGACAACGGCGUCGCCUUCGUCGUCUCCCUACUUUGCCUUUUCCGGCGUCGCCGACUGCAUUCUGCCCGCCGUCGUCGUCGGCGGCACCGGCGCCAUUGUCGGCGCAGCAAACAUCGUCCCCCGCGCCUGUGUCGAGGUGUACAACUUGGCCGUGCAGGGCGACCUGCCCAGGGCGCGUGCCGCGCAACAAGCACUGGCCAAAGCCGACUGGAGCCUGACCAAGCGCGCCAUCCCCGGCUUCAAGGCCGUCCUGGACCACUACCACGGCUACGGCGGCGCGCCACGGCUGCCGAUGGUGCCCAUCGCCCAGGACGCGGCCGACGACCUGUGCGCCGAGAUUGCCGACUACAUGAAGUACGAGCAGUCGCUGCCUGAUGUCAUUUAG
Molecule: messenger RNA, 1008 nt
Organism: Sporothrix brasiliensis 5110
Lineage: Eukaryota; Fungi; Ascomycota; Sordariomycetes; Ophiostomatales; Ophiostomataceae
Product: dihydrodipicolinate synthetase family protein
Exons: 1
Coding region: 1-1008 (335 amino acids)
Molecular function (GO): 4-hydroxy-tetrahydrodipicolinate synthase activity
Source: RefSeq, a predicted model, not a curated record